AUGGCUUUGAAGUAUGUACCUCCUCAGAUUAUAGAUGGCCAAGCAGUGGUGCAGCUUGAGGUGCAGGAUGUGAAGGAAGAAGAGGAGAAGUGGAGUGCAGCACUGAUUGCUUAUAUUGUGGGUGAAAACCCAGGAUAUAAUGUUAUGCGAAGAUACAUUGCACAACACUGGCUGGACAUUGGUGAACCAGAUCUGUUUCUUCACGAGGAUGAUUAUUAUGUGAUAAAAUUUCAAAAUAUGGAUGAUAUGCACAAAAUUUUCUAUGCUGGACCUCAUACUAUAAGGAACAGGCCAAUCAUUCUCAAACCUUGGACUCCAGAAUUUGAUAUCAGUAAGGAAUUUCUAACUGAUAUACCAUUGUGGGUGAUUUUCCCCAAAUUACCAAUGAGCUGCUGGGGAAAUGGAUCAUUGAGUAAGAUUGCAAGUGCAAUUGGAAAGCCUUUGUUUGCUGACGAGUGUACAACUAAGCAAACAAGGAUAUCAUAUGCAAGGAUGCUGAUUGAAGUAAAUGUAACUAAAACUCUGCCUACUGAGAUCAAGGUAAUGGAUCCUAGAGGGAAAGCAUUCCAACAGACAAUAGCUUAUGAGUGGAAGCCAGUGUAUUGUGAUAAAUGUCAAGCUAUUGGUCAUAUCUGUCAAAAUCAUCAAGGAAAUAAGGAGCAAAGGGUAAUACAACCACAAAGAAGAAGGGAAGCAAAGAAGGUUACAUAUGAAUGGAGAACAAAAGGACCUAUAGCUAAAGAUGUUAGAGAUGAAAAAUAG
This is a messenger RNA of Nicotiana attenuata, 762 nucleotides long. RefSeq lists its product as uncharacterized. The transcript has a single exon. The record is from RefSeq and is a predicted model, not a curated record. Bases 1 to 762 code for a protein of 253 amino acids. Lineage: Eukaryota; Viridiplantae; Streptophyta; Magnoliopsida; Solanales; Solanaceae.